ACCGACCACAGCAAGCAGAGGCCGAAAUAAAAAGGAAAGAGGAGGAAAACCAAAGCUGCUACUUAUGGAAGAUAGAAAGGGUUUUGAAUUUAAGAGAUUUUGUCGCAAAAAUAUCUUGGCCAUCCUUGGCUUUUCCUCUAUCAUGGCUGUUGUAGCUUUGAUUGCUGUGGGGAUAUCCCAGCACAAACCUUUGCCAGAAAAUGCUAAGUAUGGGAUUGUGCUGGAUGCAGGCUCUUCUCACACAAGCAUGUAUAUAUAUAAGUGGCCAGCUGAAAAGAUGAAUGACACAGGGGUGGUGCAUCAAAUAGAAGAAUGCAAGAUACAAGGUCCUGGAAUCUCAAAAUAUGCCCAUAAAUUAGAUGAAAUAGAAAAUUACCUGUCUGAAUGCAUGGAAAGAGCCAAGGAAGUGAUUCCAUCAUCCCAGCACCCAGAGACACCUGUUUACCUGGGAGCUACAGCAGGCAUGCGGUUGCUCAGGAUGGAAAAUGAAGCUAUUGCAGAUAAGAUCCUGGAUGUGAUAUCGACAACCCUCAGCAGCUACCCUUUCGACUUCCAGGGUGCCCGGAUCAUCACUGGCCAAGAGGAAGGUGCUUAUGGCUGGAUUACUAUCAAUUAUCUUAUGGAAAAAUUCAUUAAGAAAUCAAAUUGGUACGGCCUGUUUGCACAGGGAAGCUAUCAACAAGAAACCUAUGGAGCUUUGGACCUUGGGGGAGCCUCUACACAGAUCACUUUUGUGCCCCCCAAAAUGGAACCUGUCGAGUCCCCAGACAACUCUUUGCAGUUUCGCCUCUAUGGCCAGGAUUAUACUAUAUAUACACACAGCUUCUUGUGCUAUGGGAAGGAUCAAGCACUCUGGCAGAAACUGGCCAAGGACAUCGAGGAUACAAGUAACGGAGUCCUCAAAGACCCAUGCUUCCACCUUGGAUAUGAAAGGGUGGUAAAUGUGAGUGACCUUUACAAGACUCCCUGUACCAAGAGAUUUGAGAAGACUCUUCCAUUCCAUGAGUUUCACAUCCAUGGUGUUGGAAACUAUCAGCAAUGCCAUCAAAGUAUCCUACAGCUCUUCAACACCAGUUACUGCCCUUACUCUCGGUGUGCCUUCAAUGGGAUUUUUCUGCCACCACUUCAAGGGGACUUUGGGGCAUUUUCAGCUUUUUACUUUGUGAUGAAUUUUUUAAACUUGACAUCAAAAUCCUCUUUGGAAAAUGUGAAGCAGAAAAUGGAAAGUUUCUGCUCUACACCAUGGGAUGAGAUAAAGAUAUCUUUUGAUGGAGUAAAGGCAAAAUACCUGAGUGAAUACUGCUUUUCUGGCGUCUAUAUCUUGUCCCUCCUUCUGCAAGGCUAUAAUUUCACAGCCAGUUCCUGGAAGAACAUUCAUUUCAUGGGCAAGAUUGAUGACAGUGAUGCUGGAUGGACUUUGGGCUACAUGCUGAACCUAACCAACAUGAUCCCAGCUGAGUACCCAGUUUCCAAGCCUUUCUCACAUUCCACCUACGUCUUCCUCAUGGUUCUCUUCUCCUUGAUCCUGGUUGCAGUGAUCGUCACAGCACUGUUUAUCUUUCACAAGCCUUCGUCCUUCUGGAAGGAAAUGAUAUAACAGAAGCAGUUGAAACCUGGUGGAUGAAGUGGGGAAAAAAAAACUUGCCCAGGGAGCAUUUCCCUCCCCUGUGUGGUAUACAAGGUCAGUCCUGCUCACCAGAGCUGGUCCUGACAAGCAUGAUGCAUCCCAGGGUUUUGUGGAAGCCUUUCCUUGGAGGCAUCCACUGCUCUCUGCCUCUACGACUGCUUGGCCAACACUUCCUUUUUGUGAGCCUCUUCUCCCAGUUAUUACCUUUCUUUUUUUCCACUUUGUGCUUGUGGAGGUGUGACCUGCUGUAUUUCAUGAUCUUUGGUUUAUAAAAAACAAAAACAAAAAUGAUAUUGACUUUCUCAGGAAGAACUGAGAGUCCUGAAUGCCAUGCCUCAAAGUUGAAUGUUAAGAGAAGAAUCCCAGUUCUGGUUCCAUUGUACUGUUAAGAAUCCCCUUUUCUUUCCUGCUUUCUGUUUAACAAAGCUGUACAAUGCCCUUGGAGAGGCCAGACACAAAUCCCAUUCCCAGCCUGCCCUUUGGGUAGGGCAGUUUUCUAGAGUAGGCAAAAUCUGUGCUGAAGCCAAAGAGUUUUGCAAGAAAAUUUAUGUGUUUGUGCAGUUAAUACAAUCCUCAUACCAAUCUGAGACAGGGAUGUGAAUAAAUCACAUUCCUGGGUGAUGCCAAAAUGCUACAGAGUAGAACACUCAGACCAGAGAUUUUUCUUUAAAAAGUAGACACACCUAUAGGCAUUCAGGUAUCAAGGUACACUGCAUAGUAGGUAUAUACAUGUCAGGAAGAAAAACAAUUACAACUCAGGGACAGAAAAAUACAUUCUCCAGUAUAUCUAUUCAGGGUCAUAUUUUUGUUAUGGGGAAAGCACAUAAUGUAAAACUCACCAUUUUAACAUUCAAUUCACUACAACUCAGUGACAUUUAGCACAUUUACAGUGUUCUGGCUGUGAGAAGAGGCUGUUGGCCCCAGCUAGGCUGAAACCUCAAACCUUUUGACUAAUAGUUUUGUUUGAUAACAAAGAUGACACAUUGAUUUUAAAGCCAUGACACAUCUCACUGUCCCAGGGUUAAGUUUGGUGACAGAGAAGUUAUCAGUGUGGAGCGGUGUGCUUUUCCCAGCAUGAUAUCCAAUCUGAAAGUGUUGUCUGGAUGGACUUUACUUACUCCAUGGGAUAUUUUUGUGGGAGAAGUAGCGACUGUGGGCAUUAUUAAGGAAACAUGAAAACAUUCAUUUAAGGACCACUGCAAGUUAGCUGUUGGGAAGAAUUGAAUGAUGAUGUAUAUUCUACCCUUGCCCCACACUGUGUCCCUCUUUGGAUCCGGGCACUGACUAUUUAGCAGAUAGGAGAGGAAAAACUGUCACCAACUAGAAGUGCAAGGUCCCUGUCGUUUGAAUCAUCAAACACAACUUAAUAAAGCUGUGGACAGACAGGAACUUUUCUGUUACAACUGAUUUUGCUGGACCUUGACUGGAAAUGAGAAGCUGAAUUCAGACAGGUUCAAUCCUCUU
This is a messenger RNA of Ochotona curzoniae (black-lipped pika), 3091 nucleotides long. RefSeq names its product ectonucleoside triphosphate diphosphohydrolase 1 (gene ENTPD1). The record is from RefSeq and is a predicted model, not a curated record. NCBI's taxonomy places the organism in Eukaryota, Metazoa, Chordata, Mammalia, Lagomorpha, Ochotonidae. Gene Ontology annotation, biological process: nucleoside diphosphate catabolic process. Gene Ontology annotation, cellular component: plasma membrane. Gene Ontology annotation, molecular function: GDP phosphatase activity; UDP phosphatase activity. The coding region runs from base 65 to 1597 and encodes 510 amino acids. The transcript has 10 exons.